Molecule: messenger RNA, 1901 nt
Organism: Castor canadensis (American beaver)
Lineage: Eukaryota; Metazoa; Chordata; Mammalia; Rodentia; Castoridae
Source: RefSeq, a predicted model, not a curated record
AUGAAAGAGAAGACAUAGUACACUUAAAUUUUUUAUGACAGUUCAGUGAAAAGACAAGGAAUAAGGAAAAAUCCUUGAGGACAUAGGGAAAACAAUGUCUGUACUUCAAUUGAUUGAUUUGUGGGUUAGAAAAUUACACCAAAAUUCUUAUUGCUUUUAUGAAUGGGGAAAAAAAGACUAAAUCCAUACAAACUUUGUAUUUGGUUCCUGCUGUAAAUACAGCUUAAAUACUUUAAGCAACUUAAUCUCUCAGACUUAGUUGACUCAUCUGUAAGGUGGAAUAGUAAUUCUUUACAGUUUUGCCACUGAUAAAAUGAGGUAGCAAUCAGAAAUGUCUGGUAAGUUUAGCACUUAAUGAAGUAUGUCUUAUUCCAGAUCAUGUACUAUGAACUAGUGGGCCUUAAUAAUUAAAACAAAUUGUUAUUCUUUACUUUAAUCAUAAUUUCUUUUUCCACCCCCCUUCCCAGCGAUGUGGAGUGGUCUCUUCACUCACUUAACAGAAUCUUGGAACAAUUUUAAGGGUCUAGAUCCAAAUUACACAACAUGGAUGGAUGUCAUGAAGAAGCAUGGCUACCAAACACAAAAAUUUGGGAAACUAGACUAUACUUCAGGACACCACUCCAUUAGUAAUCGUGUGGAAGCAUGGACAAGAGAUGUUGCUUUCUUACUCAGACAAGAAGGCAGGCCAAUGGUUAAUCUUAUUCCUAAUAAAACGAAAGUAAGAGUGAUGGAAGAGGAUUGGAAGAAUACAGACAAAGCAAUAAGCUGGUUAAGAAAUGAAGCAAUUAAUUACACUAAACCAUUUGUCCUUUACUUGGGGUUAAAUUUACCACACCCGUACCCUUCACCAUCUUCAGGAGAAAACUUUGGAUCUUCAACAUUUCACACAUCUCUUUAUUGGCUUGAAAAAGUAUCUUAUGAUGCCAUCAAAAUCCCAAAGUGGUUGCCUUUGUCAGAAAUGCACCCUGUAGAUUAUUACUCUUCUUAUACAAAAAACUGUUCUGGGAAGUUUACGGACAAAGAAAUUAAGAAUAUUAGAGCAUUUUAUUACGCUAUGUGUGCUGAGACAGAUGCAAUGCUUGGAGAAAUUAUUUUGGCUCUUCGCCAGUUAAAUCUUCUUCAGAAAACUAUUAUCAUAUACACUUCAGACCAUGGAGAGCUGGCCAUGGAACAUCGACAGUUUUAUAAAAUGAGUAUGUAUGAAGCCAGUGCCCAUGUACCACUUUUGAUAAUGGGACCAGGAAUUAAGGCCAACCUACAAGUAUCAAAUAUGGUUUCCCUUGUGGAUAUUUACCCAACUAUGCUUGGUAUUGCUGGAGUUCCUCUGCUGCAGAACCUGAGUGGAUACUCUUUGUUGCCAUUAUCAUCAGAAACAUUUAAGAGUGAACAUAAACUCAAAAGCCUACGUCAGCCCUGGAUUCUGAGUGAAUUCCAUGGAUGCAACGUGAAUGCUUCCACCUACAUGCUUCGAACCAACCAGUGGAAGUACAUAGCCUACUCUGAUGGUGCUUCAGUACUGCCUCAACUCUUUGAUCUUUCCUCGGAUCCAGAUGAACUAACAAAUAUUGCUACAAAAUUUCCUGACAUUACUUACUCUUUGGACCAGAAACUUCGUUCCAUUAUAAAUUACCCAAAAGUUUCUGCUUCUGUCCACCAAUACAAUAAAGAGCAGUUUAUCAUGUGGCAACAAAGCAUAGGACAAAAUUAUUCAAAUGUUAUAGCAAACCUUAGGUGGCAUCAGGAGUGGCUGGAGAAACCAAAGAAGUAUGAAAGUGCUAUCGAUCAAUGGCUUAAAACCCACAAUGCUCCAAAAACAGUUUGAACAAAAAUAAGAAAAUAAUGUUCUGGAGCUGCAUAUAAAUAUGUUUAUAUUUAUUUUAAAUGAAAGUUUUAGUAAUUGC